UCCAGCCCCGGGACGGGACGGUCUCCUCUGCCGCUCCUCUCCUCCGCGCGCCGGCUCCCCGCCGCCUCCUGCUCCUGUAUGGUGGAUAUCCUGCUCAACACUUCUUUCUUGGAUGAUAUGGGGGAUCAUUCCAAAAAGAAGUCGGGAUUCGCUAUGUGUGUGGGCUGUGGAAGUCAGAUCCAGGACCAGUACAUCCUGAGAGUUUCCCCGGACCUGGAGUGGCACGCUGCCUGCCUCAAGUGCGCAGAGUGCAACCAGUACCUGGACGAGAACUGCACUUGUUUCGUGCGCGACGGGAAAACUUACUGUAAAACAGAUUAUGCAAGGUUGUUUGGCAUCAAAUGUGCAAAGUGUAACAUGGGCUUCUGCAGCAGCGACCUGGUGAUGCGGGCCCGGGACCGCGUCUACCACAUGGAGUGUUUCCGGUGCUCUAUGUGCAGCAGACACCUCCUGCCGGGGGACGAGUUCUCCCUGCGGGACGACGAGCUGCUGUGCCGGGCAGACCACGGCCUGCUGGCGGAGCGGGCCGCCGCGGGGAGCCCGCUGAGCCCGGGGAGCGUCCACGGCAGACCGCUGCACAUCUCCGAGCCGGUGUCGGUCCGGCACCCCCCGCACCACCGGAACCACGUCCACAAGCAGUCCGAGAAGACCACCCGGGUCCGGACGGUGCUGAACGAGAAGCAGCUCCACACCCUGCGGACCUGCUACAACGCCAACCCGCGGCCGGACGCCCUGAUGAAGGAGCAGCUGGUGGAGAUGACCGGCCUCAGCCCGCGGGUCAUCCGGGUCUGGUUCCAGAACAAGCGCUGCAAAGACAAGAAGAAGUCCAUCCUGAUGAAGCAGCUGCAGCAGCAGCAGCACAGCGACAAAACCAACCUGCAGGGCCUGACAGGCACUCCCCUGGUGGCAGGCAGUCCGAUCCGGCACGAGAGCAGCGUGCAGGGGAACCCGGUGGAGGUGCAGACCUACCAGCCUCCCUGGAAAACUCUCAGCGACUUCGCCCUGCAGACCGACCUGGACCAGCCCGCCUUCCAACAACUGGUGUCUUUCUCUGAAUCCGGCUCUCUGGGAAACUCCUCGGGCAGCGACGUGACCUCCCUGUCCUCGCAGUUACCGGACACACCGAACAGCAUGGUGCCGAGCCCCGUGGACACGUGAGGAGGCCUCCGGGGUCAUCCGGGGGGCGCCAAACUCUCACCCGCAAGAAAGUGCGCAAAGACCCCUCAAUGACGCUCAAGAAAAAAAAAAAAUACAAAAAAUAAAAAAAUGAAAGGAUUUCUAGACGGAUUAUAUCAUCGGAUACGCUCAGGGUCCGAGUGGGGAUGUGACAGCUGUGGAUCCGGGAGCGCGCACUGCUCAUGGGCCUGUGGCAGCGGGACGCCUUACCUCCUUUACCACGAUGCCAAUACCUGAACUGGACAUAAUGGAAAUAUGUGAUCGGAUUCAAACAUACGUGAGUC
Salarias fasciatus (jewelled blenny) is the source of this 1460-nucleotide messenger RNA. It is a transcript of the gene isl2a, whose product is annotated as ISL LIM homeobox 2a. Gene Ontology annotation, cellular component: nucleus. Gene Ontology annotation, molecular function: DNA-binding transcription factor activity, RNA polymerase II-specific; cis-regulatory region sequence-specific DNA binding. NCBI's taxonomy places the organism in Eukaryota, Metazoa, Chordata, Actinopteri, Blenniiformes, Blenniidae. Gene Ontology annotation, biological process: axonogenesis; neuron fate specification; positive regulation of transcription by RNA polymerase II. The record is from RefSeq and is a predicted model, not a curated record. The transcript has 6 exons. Bases 79 to 1158 code for a protein of 359 amino acids.